This is a messenger RNA of Leptidea sinapis, 1096 nucleotides long. RefSeq names its product retinal homeobox protein Rx. Lineage: Eukaryota; Metazoa; Arthropoda; Insecta; Lepidoptera; Pieridae. Gene Ontology annotation, biological process: regulation of transcription by RNA polymerase II. Gene Ontology annotation, molecular function: RNA polymerase II transcription regulatory region sequence-specific DNA binding; DNA-binding transcription factor activity, RNA polymerase II-specific. The transcript is spliced from 3 exons. The record is from RefSeq and is a predicted model, not a curated record. The coding region runs from base 1 to 858 and encodes 285 amino acids.
AUGGCGGGACCUUAUUUAUCUCCUUUACCUGGUGAUUUACUGACGGAAUAUAUGUUUGGUCGUCGAAGACAGCGUCGAAAUAGAACUACGUUUACUCCGCAACAGUUGAGUGAAUUGGAGUCCCUGUUCCAGAAAACGCAUUAUCCCGAUGUCUUUUUGAGGGAGGAAGUUGCUUUGAGGAUUAGUUUAUCGGAGGCCAGAGUUCAGGUUUGGUUCCAGAACCGCAGGGCCAAGUGGCGCAAGCAAGCUCGUCUGCAACUGCUCCAAGAUGCUUGGAGGAUGAGAUGCUUGGGACUUGGAACAUCACCCAUUGGCCUUCCUGGUCACCAGAAACCACCAGAUUCAUCACCAGAGCGGAACGACUCGCCGACUAUGAAGUCACCAGAACCAGAAAACAACGAGCUGAAAUCCCAGACAGAGCAGUACCCCAGCAUGCCAGAACACGCCCCCACUAUACCCUCACAUGACAUCCCUCUUUCGUACUCAAACGAAGAACCAAGAAUGAUGCAACAACCUUUCUUCUCCCCUAUGCUAAUGCCGCCAGUAGACACUGACGUUGUGCCAACAGAUUUACGAUUACCCUCAAAAAACACAAACUGCCAUUGUGCGUCUGUGCCAGAAAUGGACGAGCCACAGAAUUUAGCGUACAGACGAGAAGAGAUGAGUGACAGUGACAGUGAUACAGAAAUAGAUCUUACGUCUCAUUCUAAAGACGACGACUUGAGAGAGUCGGAGCGUCUUGCCAAUCGCAUAGCAACAAGCAUAUUCAGAAGUGAUGCUGUUUUGCACGAUCUAGUACCCAAUGAUCUCAGUAUGGGAACGGCUAAGAGCGUUCCGAAUCAUAGAAAUGUUAUGUAAUUGUGAUGUAUUUCUAGUCAUUUAUUAGUCUUUGUAGGUAAUAUAUUUUUUAUAAGCUAAUGUAGAUAGCAUUGUAGUAACGUAUGAAAAUGGCUGGAUCUUAUAAGCGAUGUUAGUUGUGCAUUGUAAAUAUUGUUAGUUAUGGUUGUUAAUUAUAUUUAAAUGUAAUAUGGAAGUUCUUUUGAAGAUUGUAAGGGCAAAGUACUUAGAGCGCCCGGCCCUGAGUAAGUAGCAUCUU